This is a messenger RNA of Alternaria metachromatica, 792 nucleotides long. RefSeq lists its product as uncharacterized. The coding region runs from base 1 to 792 and encodes 263 amino acids. The record is from RefSeq and is a predicted model, not a curated record. The transcript has 2 exons. NCBI's taxonomy places the organism in Eukaryota, Fungi, Ascomycota, Dothideomycetes, Pleosporales, Pleosporaceae.
AUGACGAGCUUCAUCUCAAACAUCAUCUGGAACUCGGUGGAGGGCUUCGUAGAUGCCGGAAAGAAGACGGCGGGUCUCGAGAAGAAAGCAACAAGCUACGGCACCGCAAUCACCGGCCAAACCUACAAACCCACAGCCAAAGCCCUCCCUUCCACAGCACGAAAGCCCGUGGUCAAGCGUUCCAACUCGACCCCCGCGAGCAACAAGCCAACAACCAGUGGAACGCCGCUAGGUGCGAAGAAAUACCCAGGCAGUAACCAAGUGAACGGCGCUGUCGGAGGAGCAAAGAAGACGGUCGGAGGAACAGUCGGAGGACUGAACAAAACCGUCGGAGGAGUAACAGGCAACGCAUCCAAAGCCACCGGCGGCGUCAUAGGCCGCGCAAACAGCACCGUCGGCGCCGUAACCAACACCACCACAAAAACCACCGGAGGCCUCGUAGGCAGCGGCCAAAGAGCCAUCGGCGGAGCCACCAAAUCUAUCCCUCCCUUCAAGGGCCCCGGCGCAAUUCCCUCAGCCAACAAGGCUCUUCCAAAGCCUUUCCCAGAUACCAACGGCCUCCCCAAACCCGCGUACCCGACGACCAAGAAAGCCGCAGUCAAGCCCGGCCAACCGAAGCCGUUUACACCGCCCACUGAGCAAAAGAAACCGGAUCCGAAGAAAGCUUAUCCGGGGACGAAUACGCUGCCGGGAACGAGUCGGACGCCGGUGCAACAGCAGAGGUUGAAGCCGUUGCCGAAGGCGGCGCCGCAGAUUGGGCAGGGGCAGACUAUGUCGCAUCUUGCUAUUUAG